Molecule: messenger RNA, 2244 nt
Organism: Culicoides brevitarsis
Lineage: Eukaryota; Metazoa; Arthropoda; Insecta; Diptera; Ceratopogonidae
Product: armadillo repeat-containing protein 2
Exons: 7
Coding region: 1-2235 (744 amino acids)
Biological process (GO): cilium organization
Source: RefSeq, a predicted model, not a curated record
AUGGAAAACAAGAAAAGUGGGCACAAUCAUCGACGAACGAGCUCCGAAAUAAUUUGCGAGGCUCGCGGAUCUUUGAACGUUGGAAAUGGCCUUCGUGUAAUGAAAGACUCGAGAAGACCAAUAACUCCGCAUACCACGAACAAUCGUCAUUUAUUUGGAAGACCUUCGAGCUCAUUAAACUCGACAUUAUCACGGAGUCACAUUUAUUUCUUGCCCGAAGUCGAGCAGCAGUGCAAAUUUUUCAGCGAUGGCGACUUUCAGGCAAAUCUGAAUAAAACAACCGUGAAAAAUGACUCAACCAAAUUGCCUCUGUUGACAAACAUUACGACGCAAAAUACUUCGUGCAAUGACAAAUUAAUCGCCGCAAGGACACUUUACGAGCAAAAAUCGAACAAAAAGAAAAUCGCACCGAUCGAAAAGGUAAAAAAUGAAAAAAUCAAGAAAUUUGCAAAGCUCGUACAUGACUUUGAAGCUACGAAGGAAAUGUCUGAAAGUACAAAAGCAGCGUUUUUGGAGAGUUUCAACGAGUUAAAGGCAACUACAUUAAAGCCUUAUGAAGAAAUUGAACUUUUGAAUUAUCUUUUUGUGAUGUCCGAGAGCGAUUCUCCAGAAAUUUUAACGAAUAUUGCGGAAAUUAUGUUACUCCUCGCUCAUAAUGGCAAAAAUGUAUCGGGAGCAUGCAAAAUUAUCUAUAAAUUGAGCAAAAAUAAUGCUAAUGACAAGAUUUUAGUUGAAAGUGAUCUACCAGAAUUGUUCUUGGAAAAAGGAAUCGCGCGAAUAAAUCCCAUAGAAGAGGUUGAAUCAAUCGUUUAUGGAUACGGCGCACUUCGAUUUUUGAUGUUCAUCAAGGACGUCAAUGAGUUGCAAUCAAACAAAACCAUCGGAAAUCGACUUUUAUCCAAAGGAAUCGUUCAAGUUUUGACCAUUCAUCUUCAGUUAUUCAAUGAUUUGGCAAUCACGAAGAAAUUAUGCGAUCAACAUUUUCACGCCUUAUUUCAACUUUCGGAAAGUUUACGUGAAGCUUUUAAUUUUAUCGUGCUCCCAAGCACUCCAGAUCACAUCAAACUCGAUGAUUCUGUGAGUUUGGCAGCUCCACAGUUGCUUUCAACGCUUCAAUUUUGCACAAAUGACCUGGAAAUGCAACUUCAAAUCCUGCGAACGCUCAGUGUGAUGUCGGAAACGCAGUAUGGGAAUCGACAACUCGCCAAUAAAGUAACAGAAUUAGGAAGAUGUUUGAAGCCGUUGUCGUCAAAUAUUCGAGAAACGAAAAAAGGUUUCGUUUUUAUGUGUCGCGUUGGAUAUAUCAUUGGAAAUAUUGUCGAAGAAUACGAUUACGCGAGGAUUUUAUUCUACGAAGACACGGGAAUUAUGGGAUUUCUUAUCGAAAAUUUGGAAUUUUACGCAAAUGGCAAUGUAGCAACCAGAAGUGAAGUGUUGAUAAAAUUAAUUCGUAUUGUAGCGAAUUUGAGUAUUAAUCCUUAUGUUGGGUCAAAUUUGGGAAAUUCAUCGUUGGGAGUGAUUUUGCUUCAUAUGUUGCUGCGAGUUAAGGAAUCCAAGACAACCGAGUCAGAAGAACUUUUAGAAGCAAUACUUGGGACCAUUCACAACAUCGUCUACUAUCUCUACAAUCAACCGGACUACGAAAUCUCAACUUCAGACGAUCCCGGAAGCUUUUAUCAACGCAUAAAUGAUAUCGCAUCCGUACUUUUUGACAUAAUUCAAGGCGGUUACUCGAAAUAUUCGAGAUUGGAGUCUGCGAAUAUUUUGGGAAACAUUUCACGAUUGUCUAAUGUGAAUGUCAUUACUGAACGGAAGUUGCGGAUUUUGAUUGGUUGUUUAAAUUGUGACACAGGGAAGAUAUCGGAUGAGUCUGAAUUUCUCACAGCCGUUAUUGGGAUUUUGGUGAAUAUUUUAGCAGAUUGGGAAACGAGAUUGAAAUUCAAGGAUUUGAACGGGAUUACAGCUCUUCGAAAAAUAUUCUUGCGAGCUUUGGAUGCGAAAGAUUGGAAACUUGCGACGCUUUGUUGUCAGGCAUUUUGGAAUAUUGUGACGGAUUGCAAGACAAUCACGGAAGAAAUUAGCGACGAAGAGGGACAAUUGAUCGCGAAUCAUAUAGCGGAGAAUUUGGAUGAGAAAGCGUUGUUUAAGGGAGAUCCGCCGGAGGAUUGGGAACCAUUUGCCGUUGUUGCGAGUGAUUUGUUGGAACGGUUUCAAUUACUUCUAGCAGUUAAUUAGGUCAAUAAA